Molecule: messenger RNA, 420 nt
Organism: Gregarina niphandrodes
Lineage: Eukaryota; Apicomplexa; Conoidasida; Eugregarinorida; Gregarinidae
Product: calmodulin
Exons: 1
Coding region: 1-420 (139 amino acids)
Cellular component (GO): myosin II complex
Molecular function (GO): calcium ion binding
Source: RefSeq, a predicted model, not a curated record
AUGUCGGAGAAGCAAAUUAAGGAAACCGUCCUAGCUUUGGACCGCGAUGGAGACGGUAUGUUGGAUUAUUCUGACACAUUGUCCGUGGUUCGGGCGUUGGGAAUCUAUUGGCCCAGCGGUAAAGAAGCGAAGGAGAUGAAGGAUCUGGGUUUUGAGGCUGACACGCGCAUGGACUGUGCAAAAGUGGCUGCGGCGGUGAGCAAGCUAGCAGCACAGGCUAAUCCUAAAAAAACUUUGACGGAGAUGUUCAAGACAUUCGACCGGAAAAACGAUGGCACUAUCCAGGAAUCUGAGUUGCGAGAGGUUCUGAAAGUUCUCGGCGACACUCUCAGUGACCCGGAGAGAGAUCAACUCUGCUCCCUCGGUGCCAAAAACGGAACCAUUUCAUACGCAGAACUCGUCGACAAACUUCUUAGCUGA